ACGGGAGGGAGGGAGCGAGCGAGCGCCCCGGCGGAACCGGCGCCCCCAGGCAUGGCCAGCUCGUGCGCCGUCCAGGUGAAGCUGGAGCUGGGGCACCGAGCCCAGGUCAGGAAGAAACCCACCGUGGAGGGCUUCACCCACGACUGGAUGGUGUUUGUCAGAGGGCCCGAGCACAGCAACAUCCAGCACUUCGUGGAGAAAGUCGUCUUUCACCUGCACGAGAGCUUCCCCCGGCCCAAGAGAGUGUGCAAAGACCCACCCUACAAAGUUGAAGAAUCUGGGUAUGCUGGUUUCAUUUUACCAAUUGAGGUUUACUUCAAAAACAAGGAAGAACCUAAGAAAGUUCGAUUUGACUAUGACUUAUUCCUGCACCUUGAAGGCCACCCACCUGUAAAUCACCUCCGCUGUGAAAAGCUCACAUUCAACAACCCGACAGAGGAAUUCAGAAGAAAGCUGCAAAAGGCAGGAGGGAUCAUGGUAAUGUCAGAUGGCACAUCCUUCUCUUCAGGACAGAGCCUUCAUCUCCCCAGCCUUCCCAGUAACUCCCUGUCUUUUUCGGAAGUGAAGAAGAAAUCAUCUCAUGGGCCAAAGGACCCGACUAGGAUUCUGAACAUAAAUAGCAGCAGCAGCAGUAGUAAUAGUUUUUCAAAGACCCACAAGUUAGCAAAGGAGCACAAGGAAAAAACUUCUAAAGACUCAAAAGAACAUAAAAGUGCCUUCAAAGAACCUUCCAGGGAACACAGCAAAUCUUCCAAAGAAUCCUCUAAGAAACCCAAAGAAAACAAACCACUAAAAGAUGAAAAAAUAGUUCCCAAGAUGGCCUUCAAGGAACCCAAACCCAUGACCAAGGAGCCAAAAUCCGAAAACACCCCUAUCCUUACCAUAACAGGUGGGCAGCCACAAGAAAAGAAGACUCCCACAAAAAGGCCCUCUUUUCUGGACUCUGAUGAGCCUUCUGCAAAAAAAAGAAAAAAAAGUGGCUCGGAUUCGUUAUUUAAAAGUUUUUCUAGUGCCCCACCGCUGAUUCUUACUUGUUCAGCUGACAGAAAACAGACAAAGGAUAGAUCUCAGCUCAAAGUGGGGAGAGUCAAAAUUGAAAAUGAUGCACUGGAGAAGAAGACGCCCACUCUGCCACCAUUUGAAGAUAUUGUAGAUACCAAUGAUUCUGACAUGGAGGAAAACACGUCCUCCAAAUCUGAAUCUGAACAGCCCAGUCCUGCCAGUUCCAGCUCCAGUUCCAGUUCCAGUUUUACACCAUCUCAAAACAGCAGACAACAAGGUCCGUUAAGGUCUAUAAUGAAAGAUCUGCAUUCAGAUGAUAAUGAAGACGAAUCAGAUGAAGCAGAUGAGAAUGACAAUGAUUCUGAGGUGGAACGACCAGUAAAUACUCGAGGAGGAAGCAGGAGUCGCAGGGUUAGCCUGAGUGAUGGCAGUGACAGUGACAGCAGUUCAGCUUCCUCACCACUACAUCAUGAAACAACACCACCUUUACUGAAAACCAACAGCAACCAGAUUUUAGAAGUGAAAAGUCCAAUAAAGCAAAACAAAACUGAUAAACAAAUAAAGAAUGGGGAUUGUGAUAAGGCAUAUCUUGAUGAACUAGUAGAGCUCCACAGAAGAUUAAUGACAUUGAGAGAGAGACAUGUACUGCAGCAGAUAGUGAAUCUUAUAGAAGAAACUGGACACUUUCACAUCACAAAUACAACCUUUGACUUUGAUCUUUGCUCACUGGACAAAACCACGGUCCGUAAACUACAGAGUUAUCUGGAAACAUCUGGAACCUCCUGAGGAUUCAGCAUCUGGCUGCAUUAAAAACCGUUCUUUAAAUGAGACAUUCAGAAUUAUUCAACCAACAUGGCGGGGGGGGGAGGGGACAAAACAACCCUCUUCUGCUUUAUUUUUCUUUAAAGCCAGUCAUCAUCUCUUGAUAAGGGAGAGGAAAAGCGAUAAGACUCAGAGGACCACUCUUCUCAAGAAGAAAAUGCUCUGGAAGUUUGCCUGGAUAGCCUUGAAAAACCAACACACAAAAAUCAAACAAAAAACCUUGGUCUUAAUGAAUGUGUAUGGUAUCAUGUAUCUCUCUGUGUGGUGUUCCAGUCCACAAGAUGAAUGCAUGUUCAGCACACUGCCUUAUUACAUAACUGAUCUAUUUAUUAUUGCAUACAUGUAUUCUAAAGCCCAAUGAGUCAUUGAAUGACACUACCAGAUGUUGCAAGUAGUGGGGUCCCAUCUGUGCUCUUUUGAUGCAGUACUAUCACGAGCCUAAUAACCUUAUUCAUCCUGAAAUGCCACUUCUUGCUAUCUUUCUCUAGUCACUUAAAACACUACAGUGUUUUAGCACUUCCACAAUUCCAGGAAACAAGAUACAAAGUUGGGGAUCAAAGAGUGGUCCUAUAUUUUGUUACCCAUCUGCUAUGGUGGGUUGGACCACAGAAGGUUGGACCGCAGGUCCUUGGCUCAGUCCAUUUAUUGAUCUUGACCAUUUUCUUGGUAGAAGAUGCACCAAAUAGGUUUGUAUGACUUGCUGUCUAGCCUUAGUGAAUAAACCAGUAGGACUUUUAACAAAAAAUGUUAUGUAUACUGUCCUGAAUCCAGCAUUUUUUGCAGUCUUACAUUCUUGUGUCUGUUUCAAUGUUAUAAAAUUAAAUAUAUAUGAGUGAAGGUGUUCUGCAGGAUCAUCAUAAAAGGGGAAAUUCUGGUCCUGUCUUCUAAAGAAAUGUUGUAGAAAAUUCUUAAUUUGGAGCUAUUUAUUACUACAACUUUCAACCUCUGCUGCCAGGGUGUGACUCACUUUUACCAUAAAACUUGCAUAACAUUUUUGUUUGUUCAUAUAGUAUAUGGUCUACUUACUUUAUUUUGGGGAUUUGUUUCUGGUUUUGUUGUUUGUUUUGGGUUUUUUUACAACUGUUAAAUUAAAACCCUUUAUUUGAAAAGAAGAAAAUCUAGUUUUAUACAGUUACAUGUUGGAAUAAAUACAUAUAUGAUAUAUGGUAUAUAUGCGUGUAUAUACACAUAUGCAGAUACCUGUGUAUGUGUGUAUAUAUAUACACACACAUGCAUAUAUGCUUUCUACGCUUUCUAGAUUUUGGUAUCUAUUCAAUAACCACCUUGUGUUUCCAGAAGGAUUUCUUGGCCAUAAAAAUGAGUAUUCUUUCAUGCCAUCCAUUAUUCCUUAAAAUCCCUGUUGAUGCAUGAUCAAAUGAGAGGAUGUGUACUCAGUUUCACAUCAGUGAUCUGUGCUUUCAUAUUGCUGAUGGUUUCUUGAUGAAAUCAUCACCUUUCCAUUAGAAGUUCAAAUCCCCCAAUGACAAGAGAAAAUAAUUUUAAAAAUACUUCUGGAUGCAAAGGUUUAUUCAGGUUUACCAGCCUUAAAAAUAUAUCUUGUUUCUGGACAGGCCAGUAUGUUGUGUGUAUGCUUAUAUGCCACAUGUAGUUUGUAUGUGUAGAGCUGAACAGUAGUAUCUGUAUGACUUACUGUUUCAUGCGCAUAGUUUGUGCAGCACUGUAAAACUAAAUUCCUAUUGGGGUUAUUUCUUAUUCAGAUGGUAAAUCUUAAUACUGUUUCUUUAAGUCCAAAGAAAAUUUUACACUUUAUUCUUUUUGAGUGAGCGGGAUACGGAUUGGGUUGGGAGGCUUUUUUCUUAUUUAAAAUGUCAUUUGACCACACUCUGCAGGAAGUCCUUCUUAGGCUUCCCAAGAACAAGUGUACUUUUUCAGUAAUGUUAUGACUCUUAUUGACGAUUGGCAUGAAGCAUACUUGAAGCGUUACGUUGUUCUUUUAAGUCCGUGUCUUAAUGUGCAAUUGGGGAGGGAACGGGGAGUGGAGUGUAAUUUUGAAGUUACUGUUGACUUAAGGCAGGUGAUGGUGGGGAUGGGUGCAUGUGAAGGGGAUAAAAGUCAAUUUUUAUUGAUUAUUUUAUAUGAAAAUGUUUGGAAAUCUAAAAGCAACCUUAAAAAUGUUUGGUCUACUAUUGUGUGUUCAACUUCCUAUCUUUUAGUUUUACCAGAUACAUACAGAAUUUUGUCCAUUUUGACUUUUCUAACUGAAUUUUGUGGUAAAAAUUCAUUGAGUUUAGGAGGGGAAGAAUCCUAUGAUACUUUUAGUAUGAAUAUUGCACUGUUUUGUUAGAAAGGGUGAAAUGAAUCAUUUUACCCUUGAAAUACUAGAUAAGCUUUAUUGUACACUGAGAAUAGGGGUGAAAGAAAACAGCAAAUGGGAGAAUGGGCAUAAAAGACAGACAACAGCAAUUCCAGUAUCAAGUUGCUGCUGAACUUCAUCCAAAUUUCUUGAUGUGGAUCAUCUUUAAACUCUUAAAUUUUCUAAUUUGGUGGGUGACGAAAGAAGGUAAACUGCAGUUGAGUGUGUGCAUGUUACGUUUUCCACAAAAUUCUCAUAGAGUAAGAAUUACUAAGUGUUGGUCUAAAUUUAAAAAAAAAAUAGCUUUUUUGUCAAAUUUUGUAUGCGGAAGCAAAAAAAAAUUCUUGUUCAAUUAAUUUCAUUCAUUCAUAUUCAUCUUAAAAUAAUAAUAAAAAAAAAAAGAUACCCUUCCAAGUCUUUAACAUAUAUAAGCAUUGAUCUUUGGGAUGGGUAAAAGUGUUUUGGCAAUACAUGUUUUGGAGUUUUACUUAACUUCGUUUUGAAUAGCCUGAUGUUAUAUGUGAGAAUUUGGAUUAAUUCAUUGAAGUGACCAGACAGAGGUCAGCAAUAAGUUGCAGUAUCUAAAAAUAAUUUUCAGCUUAAGUGAAUCACUGUUAUUAGAACAGUAGUUGUAUCUACUAGUAAGGACAGUUUUUGUCUUGCCACUAACUUUUCACCUCAGAAAGUUGAUGUCCAGUUGGGUAGACAAGUUUUAGUAUUUUUUUAGAAGUUUUAAUCUACUGAGAGGUUUUACAAAAAUUUCAGUAUCAUCUAGAUUUGAAGGCUGUCUUAGUCCACACUAAAGAGAAAGAGCAACAAAGGAAGAAGAGAGAUACACUGAAGCAAGGAAAGUCUUCCACGGUAAAACAAACCCCAUGCUUAGUCUUCAGCCUUUGGAUCAUAAGAAAUAGUUCAUCAUUUUUCUCUCUCUUCUUUUCGUUGGUUGGGUGGUUUUAGGUUAAGUCUGUUCUUUCAGAAGCAGAGUAAACACAGUACAGUGCAUUUGGAGAGCCCCAGUAUAUUUCUAUUAGUUUCUUUUAGUCUGAGGGAAGGAAAUCAAAAGUUGCUGGGUUUUGCCUGAUUCAUUCUCCUUCUUUCCCAU
Messenger RNA from Calidris pugnax (ruff), 5240 nucleotides. RefSeq names its product myeloid/lymphoid or mixed-lineage leukemia; translocated to, 3 (gene MLLT3). Gene Ontology annotation, cellular component: super elongation complex. Lineage: Eukaryota; Metazoa; Chordata; Aves; Charadriiformes; Scolopacidae. The coding region runs from base 52 to 1788 and encodes 578 amino acids. The transcript has 12 exons. The record is from RefSeq and is a predicted model, not a curated record. Gene Ontology annotation, biological process: regulation of DNA-templated transcription.